AUGACCCUCACCGUUUCUCCCGACCAGCCCAUUGACCUCCAAAUCGGCUGGCCUAACCCUGCGCUGCUCCCCGCCCCCAACCUCCGUCACUCCGCCACGGCCGUACUAUCCAAUCCCUCAAUCGCAAACCCAGCCCUGCUCUACGGCCCCGAUGAAGGAUACGAGCCACUGCGCAUACACAUAGCCGCAUGGCUGAGCGAUUUCUACCAGCCGCGCGAGCCCGUCUCAUCGCAGCGCAUUUGCAUCACCGGCGGGGCUAGCCAGAACCUAGCAUGUGUGCUGCAAACCUUCACAGACCCGGUCUACACGCGAAAUGUAUGGAUGGUCGCACCGACGUAUCACCUGGCUGCGCGGGUUAUGGAUGACGCCGGGUUCGCCGGGCGUCUACGGGGAGUCCCCGAAGAUGAUGAGGGCGUCGAUAUUGCGGUGCUGGAGAGCGGGUUACGCGCUGCGGAAGAUAUCGCUCUGCGCGCUGGGAAUACUGAGCCGUCCGAGCUGACACGCCCGUCACCGUGCCAUGCCACUGUGCCAUCGUCUAUUGAGUCCCGGGCUGACAUUGCCCCUCUUUCCCUGCAGAAACUGAAACCGCCCAGGGCCUGGCGCAAAAUCUACAAGCACGUUAUCUACGCCGUGCCGACUUUUGCGAAUCCCUCUGGGAAGAUCAUGUCGCUGCGUAGACGUGAGGCGCUUGUUCGUCUCGCCCGUCAGUACGAUGCGCUGAUCGUUACGGAUGAUGUGUACGAUUUCCUUCAGUGGUCGCCGAAGCCGGAAGGGGAGAAGAAAUUCGGCAACCGCGCAUGUGUUCCGCGCAUUGUUGACGUGGACCGUUACUUGGACGGCGGUCCACAGGAUGAAUGGGGACACGCACUAAGCAACGGCAGUUUCAGCAAGCUGAUCGGGCCUGGGGCUCGCACCGGCUGGGCGGAAGCGUCGGAAAAGGUUGCUUAUGGAUUAUCACAAACAGGCUCUUCCCGAUCGGGCGGCGCUCCUUCCCAUUUAUGCGCCGCUAUCAUUGACCAGCUGUUCCCCACAGGCAUCCAUAACCACAUCCGCGACGUCCUCCAACCGAAAUACGCCGAGCGCUAUCAUACCUUGUUAUCAGCAAUCCACGAGCAUCUCGUCCCGUUGGGCGUCACAGUCCCAGCACCUGCCGCCGCAGCUGGAGGCUACUUCAUGUGGAUUGGUCUACCAGCGCCGUUACUCGCCGCCGACGUAGUCCAGCGAGCGCAGAGCGAAGAAAAUCUGCGUUUGUGUGCGGGUGAUCUGUUCCAGGUGCCGGACCCUCAGGUGACUGAGGAGAGGUUUACGGAUCAUCUGCGUUUGUGUUUUGCGUGGGAAGAGCCACGACACUUGACCGAGGGAAUGCGUAGGCUAGCGCGUGUUCUCCACCGUAUCAUUCGUACCCAGGUCUAG
This is a messenger RNA of Penicillium concentricum, 1413 nucleotides long. Its product is annotated as aminotransferase-like domain-containing protein. Gene Ontology annotation, biological process: biosynthetic process. NCBI's taxonomy places the organism in Eukaryota, Fungi, Ascomycota, Eurotiomycetes, Eurotiales, Aspergillaceae. The record is from RefSeq and is a predicted model, not a curated record. The transcript is spliced from 3 exons. The coding region runs from base 1 to 1413 and encodes 470 amino acids. Gene Ontology annotation, molecular function: pyridoxal phosphate binding; L-2-aminoadipate:2-oxoglutarate transaminase activity.